Ipomoea nil (Japanese morning glory) is the source of this 2261-nucleotide messenger RNA. RefSeq names its product pentatricopeptide repeat-containing protein At2g36240. Lineage: Eukaryota; Viridiplantae; Streptophyta; Magnoliopsida; Solanales; Convolvulaceae. The record is from RefSeq and is a predicted model, not a curated record. Gene Ontology annotation, molecular function: protein binding. The coding region runs from base 85 to 1503 and encodes 472 amino acids. The transcript is spliced from 3 exons.
GAAAACGAGGAUUGAGAAUUUGGGACUGGGAAAUGGGAAUAUAAAAAAGGGAGCAUUUAAAAUCUGAAGCCUAAGAGUGAAAAAAUGGCUUAUCGAAAACUCCCAAAACAGGUACCGAAAUCCGCCGCCGUUCACAACCCAACUCCGCCGUCUGUUCUUCAGCUAUCGGUCCUCGACACUACCGUCGGCGCUCUGCCUCCGGCCACGCAAACGCAGCUUACCCGCCUCGUGAAGACCCAUUUAAAGCCUUCAUUCACGCCCAAAGAUCUCCUCUCCUUCAUCAGGAAGCACAUCCACUAUCACCCCACCCUCACCCACCUCGACUUCCACCUCUUCCGCCACGCCGCCUCCGUCGACUCCUUCCGCCACGACCACUCAACUUUCGAGUGGAUGGCCCGGACGCUCGCCGUCUCGCACCGCCUCGACUCGCUCUCAUCCCUCCUCCAAUUCAUCGCCGCCAAUCCCUGCCCCUGCGCCGACGGUAUCUUCUCUUGCCCUAGAACUGAACCAAUUUUCCGUUUUGCUAUCAACGCUUACUGCAGAUCCGGUAAAUUCGACGAUGCACUGCUUGCAUUUGAUACUAUGAAGCGCUUGAUCGAUGGAAAGCCUGAGGUAGCUCUGUAUAAUAUUAUGAUUCAUGGAUUUCUUAAAUUUAGGCAUUACGAUAGGGCUCUUGAGUUUUAUAAUAGAAUGAUUAAGGAUCGAAUCAAGCCUGAUCUCAUUACUUUCAAUACCUUGAUUAGUGGCCAUUGUAGAAAUUCACAGUUAGGGUUAGCAUUGCAGAUGUUCAAGGAGAUGAAAAACUAUGGUUGUGUACCAAAUGUGGUUAGCUUUAACACUUUGAUUAAGAGGUUUCUUUGGGAAGGGAAGAUUGAGGAGGGGAUUGGGAUGGCUUAUGAGAUGAUUGAAUUAGGGCAUGAAAUGUCAAGUGUGAGUUGUGAGAUUUUGGUUGAUGGGCUUUGUAGAAAGGGGAUGAUCAACAAAGCUUGCGAUUUGUUGGUCGAUUUUUCGAGGAAAGGAGUAAUGCCAAGCGGGUUCGAUUACUUUGCUGUAGUUGAGAGGCUGUGUGAUGAAGGUAAUGUUGGGAGAGCAAUGGAGUUGGUUAAUGAGCUAUGGAGGAAGGGAAACACUCCGAGUCUAAUUGCUUGUAUAACCUUGAUUGAAGGGUUGAGAAAGGCGAGACAGAUUGAAGAAGCGUCUAAGCUUGUAGGAGAUAUGCUACGCGAAUGUAUAGUUCCUGAUGGCGUGACGUUUAAUUGUCUGCUCAGUGAUAUGUGUAAUGCUGGGAAAACAGUGGAAGCGAAUAAGUUGAGGAUGUUGGGUUGUAGUAAGGGAUUGCGGCCUGAUGCCAUGACAUAUAGUAUUUUGAUAUCUGGGUUUACCCGGGAGGGUAAAAGGAAAGAGGGGGAAAUUGUAGUGGAUGAGAUGUUGGAUAAUGGGUUUAUACCGGAUAUUUUUACUUAUAACAGGUUCAUGAACGAACUCGCAAAAGCAAAAUGUUGAUGCAGCAAAAAGCCCGGUCUUGAUUUGGUACAAAACCAUUUCCAUCUCCUCUGAUUUUGUAUGCAUCAUUUGUGAUCCUUUGCUUCUGCUUUUAUAUGCAUCAUUUCGGUCUUGAUUUGGUACAAAACCGUUUCCUUUGCAUCUGAUUUUGUAUGUGUCAUUAUGUGAUCCUUAUCUCGAUUACAUGCUAAAUACAUAAACACGAAGAGUUAAAGGCCAAGAAUUAGAAAAACGUUGUUUUGAUGUGGUUGACUUGAAAGAAGGCACUGGAAUGUAAAGGCUCCAAGCUUAUAACAUUAUUUUUCUGCUCGAAUUGUGAAGAUCACUGAUCAAAAUUGUCUUCACAAACUAAAUUAUAGAGUGGCAUUUUCCUUUGUGUAUUAUGGCUAGCAAAAUCUAUCUUCUUCUUCUUCUCAGGUAACAUUUGCAGCUUCUAAGUGCACAGGUCACAUGAUGAUACUAUGAAAAGAACUUUUAUUGGACAAGGAAUCGUAUGAGCAAGAUUAUGGUCCCAGAUAUGGGAGCAAAGGUUCCAUGUCCAUGACGCUGUUCUCUGGGGAUUCUGAGUAGAUACAUGGUUCGAAUUUUCAUUGCGAGUUGUCUUAUCAGUCUCCAUGUUUUCAUCCCUGCAUGUACACUCAGUGCACAAAAGGUCUUUAUCUUCUUUGAUCAAUUAAAGUCUCCUAAUGACCCUAAGGUGAACAAUCGGAUUCGGAUUCCUACACUGCUAUUUGAACAAGACUUUGGGGUUGUUUGGU